AUGAAAAAAAAAAACAAGAACGAAGAAGUAAGAAAAAAGGUUGAGAAUGCAAUAUUCAUAAGUAAGAGCUACAGAACAUGUGAUUAUAGAAAGGGGUGUGAGAAAGAUAAUAAUGAUAAUGAUAAAAUAAAUAAAAAGAAUUCUUGUUUAUUUAUUAGAAAAGAAAUAUUUGAUCAUGCCAUAAUAUAUACUACCAACAAAAUGGAUGAAAAUAACUUAUUAAUAUAUUUAAAACAUUUUUAUCAGUAUUUUAAAAAAGAAAAUACAAAUAAAAAUAUAAAUAAGAAUAGAAAAUAUUUAAAUGACGAAAUAUAUAUAACAUUAAAUGAUUGGAUUAGAUAUAAUGAAUUAAUUAUUAGUCAAGAAAAUAAUAUACAUGGUAAUAUAUUUACAAUAAAUAUUUGUAAAUCCUUAUGGAUAUUAUUAAGUAUCACUGUUCAAAGUGUGAGGAAAAAAAAUAAUAGUAAAAAUCAAAAAACUAUAUUUAAUACACCAUUUGAAGAUUUACAUAUACAUAAAUAUAAUCAUAAUGAUAAAAAAAAAAAAAAUGAAAGUGAUGAUGAAGUGGAAAAGACGGACAGGUAUGUUAUGGGCAAGAAAAAUAAAAAGGAAUAUAUGAAAGAAAAAAAAGAUAAUUUUCAAAAUGAUUAUCAUAAAUUGUAUGUAAGUAAUAAUUUGUUAAAUAAUAAUCAAAUUAAUCAUGAUAACAUAAAAGUGAGUGAUAACAUAAAAAAUAGUCAUUGUGGUCAAUUCCAAAUUUGGAAUGAAGACUGGUUGAAUGAAGAGAUUUGUAUUGAACUGGUUAUAUUUUUUAUAAUAUUACAAUUUUUAAAAAAUGAUAAUACAAAAAAGAUGUAUGAUAAAAAUUUGAGUGAAGAUUGUUGGCCUAAUAUAAGAGACAGUAAAUCUAGUGUCUUACAUGUUAACAAUAUUGAUAAUAUAAAUAAAAUGGAAAAUAAAAACAAUGUAGAUAAUAUGAAUCAAUUGAAUAAUCUUAAUCAUGUGAGUAAUCUCCAUUGUGGUCAUAAAAACAAUUCCAGUUGCUCCUUUAUCAAUAAAUCUAACUUGUGUGAUUUUUUUCAAUUCAAUGGUAAUAACUACAAAGAUUUUUUAAGAAGAUAUUUAAUUUGUUUUUUUUGCUGUACUGAUAUUAAUAAUUCUAUAAGUUUAAUGAACAUGCCUUUAUAUUUCAAACGUUAUCAUUUUUUACUUUUAGAUUUUAUUCUAGAGACAAAUAACCAAAAGAAUGUUCAUGAAAUGUAUUUAUUACAUAAUGAUCAUAAAAUAUUAUAUAAAAGUAACAAUAUUUUAGAUUGGCUACUUGAUAAUAUAUGUUGUUAUGAUUUAAUUGAUUCCAUAAAUAAUAAUGAAAAAUUACAAGAUAUAGAAUCGUCAUCCAUAUGUUAUGUAGAAGCAGAAGAUAAGGAGAGACGGAAAAGGGUUAGUAUUUAUAGUGUUGAAGAAAUAAAUAAAGAUAUAUAUGAAAUAAAAGAUAUAUAUGGUAAAAAUAUUUAUAUUAAUGAUGAUAAAAAUAUUGUAAAUAUAAUUAAUUGUAAAGAAUGUAAUAUAUUUUUUUUUUGUACUAUAGAAUAUUUAAAAAUAAAUUUUUGUGAUGAUUGUUAUAUUAUUUGUUUAUCUGUAGAAAUGAUAACAACAUUAUUUAAUUGUAUUAAUAUAGAUAUACAUUUGGUAACUAGAAAUUUAAAAGUAGAAAAUGUUAUAGAUACAAAUAUAUUUGUAUAUACUGAAACAAAUAUUAUAAUAUUUGGUGAUACAAGAAAUAUACAGCUAGCUCCUUAUAAUAUAUUAAAUACAAAACAAAAAGAAUGUUUAAACAAAUCUAAAAUUUCAUUUACAGAGAAGAACUGUGAUUUGUUUGCAUUUCCUUUGAAAUGUAAAUUGAAUUUAUUGAAUAUUUCAUUUAAUAAUUUAAUAAAUACAAUGAAAGCUCCAAAUUAUUUUUCUAUAUUACAAAUUAAUAAUGACAAAAAUAAAGUGACCAUAAACAAAGAGAAUAAUACACAUCAAAAUGAUAAUAUGAAUAAUAAUAAUAAUAAUAAUAAUAUUUUGAAGGAAAAAGAAAAAGGUAGUAAUACACAAGAUCAUAAUAACCCUAAUAAAUGUGUAUCUUUUAAUGGUAUCAAUAAUAUAUCUCAUACAUUAAGAGAUCAUAAAAAAAACGAAUCAUUCCAUUUGACUAAUAAGUGUAUUGAAAAUACAAAUAAUUUAUCAUGCUCUUAUACAGAUUAUGUGUAUUAUCUUUUAAAUCCUUCUAAUUUUUUUUUAAUUGAAUUUUCUAACAAUUUUUCAUAUAAUACAAAGAAGGAUGUAAAAGAAGAUGAAGAAUAUAACGUGGAUAAUAUAUAUAAUAAAUUGAAUAUAUCAAUAAAUAAUGUAAAUAAUAUACAAGAUAAUAUUAAUAAAUAUAUAUCUAAAGAGGAAAAGAGUAUAUAUGGAUGUAGUUUUCAGAAUAUAUGUUUACAACCACAUAUGAGUAAUUAUAUAAAUAAUACUACACAAGAUAAUUUAAAAAAUAAUUUAGAUGAUAAAUAUGUUUGUCUAUAUUUACCUGAGGUAUAUAAAAAUGCUAUAGAAACACAAGAUGAGCAUAUUAUAAAUUUUUUAAAUUUUAUGAACAGUAUAAAUCUUACAAAAAUACAAAAACAAAAAAUUAUGAAAAUAUUAAUGUUUAAGUUGUAUGAAUAUAUUAAAAGAUCGAAGAAGACAUAUAGGAUGUUAAAUAAUUUAGUGCAGCGGGAGCAAGAAGGGACUAUAUUAUGA
This is a messenger RNA of Plasmodium adleri (nom. inval.), 2781 nucleotides long. RefSeq names its product conserved Plasmodium protein, unknown function. NCBI's taxonomy places the organism in Eukaryota, Apicomplexa, Aconoidasida, Haemosporida, Plasmodiidae. The coding region runs from base 1 to 2781 and encodes 926 amino acids. The transcript has a single exon. The record is from RefSeq and is a predicted model, not a curated record.